AUGCUCGCUCGUCUCUUUCGCAGCGCGCCCAAACACGCCCGCGCCCGUCUUUCUCGAAGCGAGGCUGAGAGUCUCGACAAUGAGACGCUACUAUCAUCACCCUCAUCGGCGCCUUCACUGAGCUCGAAGCAAUCCUCUCCCGGACCGGGUUUAGAGUACCAGGUAGCUCUCAAGACUCUUGUAAUUUGUAGUGUCGUGUACCUCAGUGCAGGGUUCUGGAUCGCGCUCAGUGUACGCAAAACCCACAUGGUAACAGAUGCAGAUGCAUUUUGCAUGAGCCACAUCUCCCAGUAUUCGCCGGUAGUCAAAGAUGUGGAGCCAGGGUGGCACACCAAGCAAUUCAACGGGUCUUUUCUACAUGAGAAUGUAUAUCGACAGUCAGCCGGGCCGGAAGUGGAUGCUGCUUGGGAAGCCUUGGGUGUAGGAUUCCGAAGCGUGGUUGUCGCGGAGAGCGAAGCCGAGCAUUCAGGCAUACGACAGCAUCAAGUCAAGAUCAGCCGUGAAUACGGCGGCGGGUUUCCAGCCAACGUCGAAGGUCUACAUCAUCUGCACUGUUUGGAUCUAAUACGGAAGACCUUGCAUUGGAACUACGAUUACUAUCUGGCCAAAGGGAAAGGCCCGUUCGUCAACUCCAAAUACAUUGUCCGCAUCCAUGCUACUCACUGCCUGGACAUGUUGAGGCAAGUGCUGAUGUGCAACCCCGAUGUUGGGGUGCUGGGUCAAGUGUGGUGGCAGUCUGAGGGCGAUACCAGCCCAACGGCGUUUGUCGAUUUCAACACGAAGCAUCGAUGUCGUGACUACGAGGGCGUAAGGAGGUGGGCCGAAGAGCAUCAGAUGCCGUCUGAGAGAGACGUAGAUAUGACUCGUUUCUACGAGCUGCCAAAGCCCGGAGACACGGUCUACACUGCGAUUCCUUGA
Ascochyta rabiei is the source of this 918-nucleotide messenger RNA. RefSeq lists its product as uncharacterized. Gene Ontology annotation, biological process: mycotoxin biosynthetic process. Bases 1 to 918 code for a protein of 305 amino acids. NCBI's taxonomy places the organism in Eukaryota, Fungi, Ascomycota, Dothideomycetes, Pleosporales, Didymellaceae. The transcript is spliced from 4 exons. The record is from RefSeq and is a predicted model, not a curated record.